Messenger RNA from Procambarus clarkii (red swamp crayfish), 976 nucleotides. RefSeq names its product pro-resilin. The record is from RefSeq and is a predicted model, not a curated record. Gene Ontology annotation, cellular component: extracellular matrix. NCBI's taxonomy places the organism in Eukaryota, Metazoa, Arthropoda, Malacostraca, Decapoda, Cambaridae.
UUCUCUGGGUUGGCAUCAGUGUGGCCCGAGAACUCGUACAGCCUCCCAACAUGGUGUCCAAGGUGACGUUGAUGGUAGCGGCGAUGGUAGGGGUGGUUGUUGGGGCGCCCCAGUAUGGCUACGUUCCCCCUCAAUCACCCUCCACCCUGUACGAGACCCCACAGAAACCCCCCACCUCCCUGUACGAGACCCCACAGAAACCCCCGUCUUCCCUCUACGAGACUCCGGAGGAGACGGCCCCGGAGCCAGAGAGGCUGUACCAGGCGCCCUCAGAUAACAUCCUCAUCGCUCAGUCCCAGAACAUCGUCCCGCGAGUCGUCGAUCCCCCGAAGCAGGAGGGAAUGCCGUACGACUUCCAGUGGGACGUCCAGGACCCGGACAGUGGCAACGCAUUUAGUCAUGUGGAGAACAGCGACGGUCGUACUACCCAGGGGGAGUACCGCGUCCUCAUGCCCGACGGUCGCACUCAGGUGGUAAAGUUCUUUGACAAUGGCGACGGCUUCAACGCCGAGGUCACCUACGAGAAGAAGUAGGCGCAAAGGUGACGAGGCGAUCAGGUGAAGAGAGGUGACAGUGGCGAGGUGACCAAUGCCUGAGCGACACAAGGUGACAGCGAUAAUACAGCGGCAGGAGAUACAAGAAUGAUGAAACUCUGUCUCUCUCCUAGUUUGAAGCAGCGUUUUUUGACUUGACGCAGCAUCUUCGGACUUGAUGCAGCAUCUUCGUGUUUGUCUCAACAUCUUCGGACUUGAUCUGCAUCUUCGGACUUGACGCCGCAUUUCUCAACCUCUUGCCUCCUACCUUAAGUCAUUAUGCAUUACAUCUCACAAUCUCAAGCUUUCCCACUCCGCCUGUGCUUACAGAAUUGUAUGGAACACUGAACACUGAACGUCUCGUUAAGUGGAACCUAUGUAUGAAUGUAUGUAUAUUGGUUGAAUAUAAUUUGCUAGUUUCGUAAUAAAAUGAGCGCAUAUAA